AUGGGAGUACCCAAAGGUGGCGCGCGUGAAGUACGAGGCGCGUUUCGAGGCAAGCGGCAAGCCUAUAAAGCGAGGUUCAGACAUCUCGAGCUUGAGUUGCGGGCCGAGUUGGAGAAGCAAAUGGAGAAGCAGCUGAAGCUCGGAGUCAUCCGUCCUUCGAAAACCGAGUGGGCCGCCACGCCGCACUUCGUGAAGAAGAAGACGGGCGAGUGGAGGUGCGUUUUGGAUUACCGGAGGGUGAACCAAAGCAUGACUACCGACUCGUAUCCGCUGCCCCGAAUAUGGGACCACUUAAGAACCACAGCAAACCAUCAGCACUUCACGACUCUCGAUAUGAACUCGGGAUUCUGGAAUGUGCCGAUAGCGGAGGAGAGCAAGCGCCUCACCGCGUUCAUCACACCGUUUGGGCUGUUCGAGUUCAUUGUCAUCCCCUUCGGGAUUAAGAACUCGCCGGCGGAGUUCCAGCGCGCGAUGGACAUUUGUUUGAGGAGGUGUUGGACCACCGCACUCUGUGUUACAUUGAUGAUAUCAUCAUGGAAGACGGACACGGUGCCGGAAAUGAUGCAGCGGUUGGAGAAGGUCUUGCGACUGCGCGGAGAGAGAGGCUUCUACCUCAGGCUAGAUAAGAGCGAGUGGCUUAAGACCGAAGUAAA
This is a messenger RNA of Gregarina niphandrodes, 653 nucleotides long. RefSeq names its product RNA-directed DNA polymerase. The annotation marks the transcript as partial. The record is from RefSeq and is a predicted model, not a curated record. The transcript has a single exon. Lineage: Eukaryota; Apicomplexa; Conoidasida; Eugregarinorida; Gregarinidae.